UUCUAAGUGAGGCACAAAACUUCAGUGACCAUAUACGUAAUUGAGCCCACUCUACUUUAGUGACCAUAUAUGGAAGGACCGGCGGAAAACAGAGAAUCAACUGAUCCAUAGCUAAUAUUCGGAUAUGGUCUCCAGCAGUCAACAGCUCCAGAUCUCCGAGUCCUCCGUGUCCAACGGCAGCGGCACGACAUCGUCGGAGAAUCAGCAGCAGCUGCACAAGCUGGCGGCGGAGGUGCCGAAGAAGCGGACUGGGAGGAGAGUCUUCAGCGAGACGCGCCACCCGGUGUACAGAGGCGUGCGGAGCCGGAAAGGCGGCAAGUGGGUCUGCGAGCUCCGCGAGCCCAACACCGGGACACGUGUCUGGCUCGGAACUCACGCCACCCCGGAAAUGGCGGCCCGAGCUCACGACGUGGCGGCACUGGCGUACCGCGGGAAGUCCGCCUGUCUCAACUUCGCCGACUCCGCCUGGCGCCUCCCCGUUCCUGCCUCCGCCGAUCAAGACGACAUCAGGAGGGUGGCGGCGGAGGCCGCUGAGAUGUUCCGCCCCGGCGGAACUGCCACGGUGCCGGAACAGGAACAGGAAGAGGAAUGUAAGGACAAUGGUGAUGAUCGCAGCAACGACACUAAUAUUGUAUUGGGUAACGUGGAGGCCGAGGAGGAGGAGGAGCUGGAGAUGCCGAGGUUGCUGUCGGAAAUGGCGGAAGGGCCGCUGCUGUCUCCGCCGCCGAGCUAUGGAUAUGGAGCCGGGCGGGGCGGCGUGGAGGAGAGCUGCGACUGCGAGGGUAAUGGUGGGUACGAUUGGACGUUGUGGAAUCAUUAGUUACGGCUACGGCUACUACUGUUCGGUGUUGAGGAUGUUUGUUUGUUUGUUUACUACUCAAAGUUGCGAGUUGCUGCGAGUGUGAUAUUUAUACGUAAUGAGUGGGUAGUGGUCAGAGAUUCUGAGCCAAGUGAUGGGAACCAAAUAUUGUCGUUUUCCUGUUUGUUGUUUCUGGGAAAUGGCUACUUAAUUGUUGUGCUCAUGAUACAUAUGUCUCGUUAAUUAUGACUUAUGUACGUGGUCUUCUUUUUCACAUUGAGGUCGGCAUAUUUGUAUCCUUUGUUUUUAUGUUGAUUUAUUUCUGAUACUUUGAAGUUCUAAUUAACAAUAUUAGAGUAU
Molecule: messenger RNA, 1159 nt
Organism: Linum trigynum
Lineage: Eukaryota; Viridiplantae; Streptophyta; Magnoliopsida; Malpighiales; Linaceae
Source: the annotation of a GenBank genome assembly